Molecule: messenger RNA, 4203 nt
Organism: Arabidopsis arenosa
Lineage: Eukaryota; Viridiplantae; Streptophyta; Magnoliopsida; Brassicales; Brassicaceae
Source: the annotation of a GenBank genome assembly
CCUCUUAGAUCUUGAUUUCUAAAUCGAAGAUGAAGUAAUAUAGUUAUAAUUUAUCUUGUAGAUUCAACAUCCUUGUUGUUAUAAUGGAUCCGGUCAAGCCCACAACCGAAGCUAAGGUCCCUGCUAAGCGAUCAAAGGCUAGAAGCCACUACUUACCUCUUCAUAAACCCCAGUUCUAUCAUUCCCGAACCGGCCAGCCACUGUCACUUGAGGAAGUUAUGUCUGACCGAGAUAACGAAAAUGAUGUCGACGAUGUUGCUGAACAUCUCGCAGAAAGCCAGAUGCCUAAUGAUUCCAUGGAUGAGAAUGAAAUCGUAGCAGAGAGAUUCAUAAAACUUUGGAACUCCUUUGUUAAAAAGCAAAGGAUUGUUGCAGAUUAUCAUAUUCCUUGGGCAUGUGAAGCAUUCUCAAGAUUACACCUGCAAGAGUUGCGCAGUAACUUAGCACUCGACUUGUGCUGGAGACAAUUCAUGAUCAAACAAUGGGAUUAUGGAAUUCUUGACGCAGUCACCAUGAACAAAUGCAAUACCAUCAUCUACCGUAAUAUCACAGACACCAACGAUGACAUAAACAACAACAACAACAACAACACGAGGAGUGAUGAUAUGGAUGUUGUGGACGGUGACAAAAACAAAGAGGGGGACAAAGAAACUACUGAGACUGGCAUGUGUAGAAAUGGGGAAAAAGAUGAAAUGAAUGUGGGAGAACAAGGUAAUAACCGGUUGACAUUAUGCGAGCAAAUGGAGUCAGCUACUGUCACAGAAUCUUCGCAAGAUGUGAACGCAAUCACAUUUAUUAAUCAGAGAAGCUUUGGGAAAAGGCCGAUCAUACCGACUCAAAAGAUGAAACAUGGAUACUCUGAUUCAACAUCUCCCAUUUCCGAACCACCAGAUAUCACGAAUUGGUUUCCCAGUUAUGUCUACGAAUCGUUACCAUUGUCUUCUUCAAUCAAUGAAAGUGAAAACGAAGUAGAUGUGGUGAACAAAGUAAAUCUUGGUGGUGUUAUUGAUGAAUCACUUCCUUCUGAACCUCCUGAUUUAGCUAAUUGGUUUUCGAGCUAUGUCUAUGAAUCACCGGUGCUGGAUACAAGUGAUGUUCUUGAAUUGUACGUUCCUGGAGAAAGUGAAUGUGUAAAGGAGACCGAAAUAGAUAAUGAGACGCCAAAAAUUGAAAGAAACCAUGUUUGUCCGAGGUUAUUUGAGCAAGAACUUGUCUCUUCUACAAAGGUUACAGAUUUCUCGCAGUCGGAGUCUGUUAUUUCGGAGCCUCCUGAUCUUAGAAACUGGUUUUCAAGCUAUGAGUAUCAAUCUCCUCAGAUGUCAGAAAUUCAAGAACUUGGAUUUUCUUCUUUUGAGAAAGAUGAGUUAGUCAUUGAGGAGAGUGACACAGAGGACAGAAUUAGUUCUGGUAUAUUUCGAAAACUUAAGAGCAAGCAAGAGAGUAUUGGUCUUGGCAGGUUAGAUUCAAAUGACUACAAGGAAAACAUAGCCGCAGACACAGCCAAGGAGGUCUCUUUAGACAAUGCAUAUUCAGACCAAGAAAUGGAAAAGAGGUCAUCAGUUGGAUUGUUGAAUGCCUCAAAGAAAGAAGCGAAACAAGAAUCAAGCUUCAAGCAGGAAGCAUUAUUAUGUGAACCACAAGAAGAAGCAAGGUUUAGCCCCAGAGUUUCCAGCUACAACCCAAAACCCAAAUCACCUUCGAAGAACAACGCUUCUUUACAUGAGUUGAGACCAAUACAUAUCCAAGAAUCCAUCUCCAUGAACACCAACAGACAAAUGUCUCCAAUAGACCAAGAAUCAGAUGACAAGGAAAAUGUUAACGGACAAAGCAGUGAAACUGGAUUUGUGACCAUGAAAAAGGCUAGAUUCAGAGAAGCAAGAGACCAAUGUUCCCUGAAGAAACCAAAUAGAGUAGUUCUCAUGAAGUGUUCGAGUAGUAAAGAGUUAAAGAAUAUCGCUGGGGAGGAAGACAAAGAAGAAAGAAACAAGAAGAGAAAAGUUUUGGGGGAAAUGUCUAAUCACCAGUCCUCUGGAGCUGAAGAGAUCGCAGGAAAAUGGCGUUGCCCGCAGAAGAACAAAAGGAAGAUAGUUCCACCAUUGAAGCAGCUUCGACUUGACGCAUGGAUACAUAAAGGCUUGCUGAAUGCAGUAGAGAGAGUCUUACCUCAUGUUGAGCACAGAAUGUGUGCUAGGCACAUAUAUGGCAACUUGAAGAAGGUCUUUCCUAACCAAAGUGAAGUGAAGACUCUGUUUUGGAGAGUAGCAGAUAGUUACACGGGAUCUGAAUAUGAGGCAAGUUUGGAAGCAGUGAAAGCUUAUGAUAUGCGACUAUAUGAUGCCAUCAUGGAGAGAAACCCACGAAAUUGUAGUAGAGCUUUCUGUCAACCCACAGCUCAAUGUAUUGAUGUCCACAACAACAUAUCAGAGUCUUUCAACAAUGCAAUUGAUCCAGCAAGAUACAUGCCACUUGUUGAGAUGUUGGAGACAUUAAGGAGAAGAACCAUGGCUCGUAUUGAUAUAAGGAAGACAAAAGCUGAGAACCAUCCCGGCAGAUUUACUCCCAAAGCAAUGGAGUUCUUAGAGGAAGAAGCAAAGAAGAUUAAGUUCUGUAGAUUUGUCUCAAGUAGAGAUGGUAAAUUUGAUGUUCUUGAAGGUGGUGUAAGUCAUAGUGUGAAUCUUAGCCUGAGAACAUGUGUAUGCAGGAGAUGGGAUAUGAGUGGAAUUCCAUGUCGUCAUGCUUUGCGGGUCAUCACAGAGAAGAAAUCACUCAAUCGUGAAGAUUUCAUAUCUGAAUGGUAUUUGAAUUUCAGGCAGCAGUGUAUUUACAGUGACACCAUUGAACCAGUCAAUGGUUUGUUAUUUUGGAAUAAAUCAGGUUCUGUUGUGGUGCCACCUCCUAGCUUAGUUGAGCAGAUUGAAAACAGAAAAGGGAGGAAACCAAAGCCAAAGAGGAAGAAAGCAAGGCAUGAGUCUCCUACAAAGAAGAAGAAGGCUAGUAGAGAGAGAAGAAUUAUGCAUUGUGCUCUCUGUGAUCAUGUUGGACACAACAAAAAAAAGUGUCCUAAUGGAGGAGUUGAGAGAUACAAACCACCAAGGAAGAAGAAGACACCUGCCACAGGAGAUGGAGAAGAUGGAAAUGAGACCAAUAACACUCAAGCAAAAAAGUUUUCGAGGUUUAACGGGUCGGAGUCGGAGAAGAUGAGCUUCGUCAAGUAUCUCCGCCGAGACAGUUUGCUCCAAUUAGCCGGAAAAUCAUAUCUUAGCCGUAAUUACAUGCUUCAGACCUGCCGGAGUCUUAUAAUUGAAACCAGUCCGCCUGAAUUUGUCAAGCUUAAUCGUCUAUCUGGUUCCGAUUCCGGUAUAAUCGAGGUCAAUCUAGAUAGGCCUGUUGCCAAAAAUGCUAUUAAUAAGGAGAUGCUGAAAAGUCUCCAGAACGCAUUUGAGUCCAUACAUCAAGAUAGUUCAGCUAGGGUUGUGAUGAUCAGAAGUCUGGUUCCAGGAGUUUUCUGUGCAGGUGCAGAUCUUAAGGAGCGUAGAACUAUGAGUCCAUCUGAGGUUCAUACAUAUGUCAACUCGUUGCGCUACAUGUUCUCGUUCAUAGAGGCAUUGAGUAUCCCAACUAUUGCUGCAAUAGAAGGUGUAGCACUGGGAGGUGGACUCGAAAUGGCUCUAGCUUGUGAUCUUCGAAUCUGUGGCGAAAAUGCAGUAUUUGGCUUGCCUGAAACAGGACUCGCUAUAAUCCCUGGAGCUGGAGGGACACAGAGGCUCUCGAGGCUGGUUGGGAGAUCAGUAUCAAAGGAACUUAUAUUCACAGGUCGAAAGAUUGAUGCAAUAGAAGCUGCAACUAAAGGGCUUGUGAACAUUUGUGUUACGGCAGGUGAGGCUCAUGAGAAAGCAAUUGAAAUGGCUCAGCAGAUAAAUGAAAAAGGUCCAUUGGCUAUAAAGAUGGCGAAAAAAGCGAUUGAUGAAGGAAUUGAGACGAAUAUGGCUUCGGGUUUGGAAGUAGAAGAGAUGUGUUAUCAGAAGCUUCUUAAUACUCAAGAUCGUCUUGAAGGAUUAGCUGCUUUUGCUGAGAAGCGUAAACCUCUUUACACUGGUCAGUGAACACCUUAAGAGAAAGGAUCAUUAGAUUCCAACAAAUUUAGUUUCAAUAACCAUUGAUAACCGGGAUGGUUUAGGGUCUAAAUACAUUAUCACUGUUUUU